AUGGAGAUGUAUCCAGGAGUCUGGAUCCUGAUGGGCAAAAUGUUCAGAGAAAAACGGUUAAACCUCCUCAAUCAGAUCAUCCCGAGUCGUGGGAUUGUCAUAACGCCUUUGCAUUCUGCCUGUGCUAAUGGAUAUACAGAUAUUGUUACUUUCUUGGUGGACAACAAAUGCCAACUAGAUAGCUGUGAUGAAGAGAAGAGAUCUCCAUUAAUGGAGGCGGUGGAAUGUCAGCAAGAAUUCUGUGCAAUUUAUCUGCUUGAACAUGGAGCAGAUCCUAAUCUGAAGGACAUAGACAAUAACACUGCCCUCCACUUUGCUGCCGCUUAUUCUAGUGUAUCUCUAGCAAAAUAUCUGCUUCAAAAGAAAGCUGACAUUGAAGGAAAAAAUAAGGAUGCUUGCACACCGUUAAUUGUUGCUGUGGCUGAAAAUAAUCAAGAAAUGGUAGAGUUUCUUCUUCAACGAAACGCAUCUGUGUAUGCCACAGAUAAAUUGGGAAGAACGCCUUUGCAUUCUGCCUGUGCUAAUGGAUAUACAGAUAUUGUUACUUUCUUGGUGGACAACAAAUGCCAACUAGAUAGCUGUGAUGAAGAGAAGAGAUCUCCAUUAAUGGAGGCGGUGGAAUGUCAGCAAGAAUUCUGUGCAAUUUAUCUGCUUGAACAUGGAGCAGAUCCUAAUCUGAAGGACAUAGACAAUAACACUGCCCUCCACUUUGCUGCCUCUUAUUCUAAUAUAUCUCUAGCAAAAUAUCUGCUUGAAAAGAAAGCUGACAUUGAAGGAAAAAAUAAGGAUGCUUGCACACCGUUAAUUGUUGCUGUGGCUGAAAAUAAUCAAGAAAUGGUAGAGUUUCUUCUUCAACGAAACGCAUCUGUGCAUGCCACAGAUAAAUUGGGAAGGCCUAUGCUGCAUUUCCCUUCCCAUAACUUAGAAGCAGGGUUGCCUUAA
Messenger RNA from Thamnophis elegans (Western terrestrial garter snake), 942 nucleotides. Its product is annotated as ankyrin repeat domain-containing protein 7-like. Gene Ontology annotation, molecular function: protein binding. The record is from RefSeq and is a predicted model, not a curated record. The transcript is spliced from 8 exons. NCBI's taxonomy places the organism in Eukaryota, Metazoa, Chordata, Lepidosauria, Squamata, Natricidae. Bases 1 to 942 code for a protein of 313 amino acids.